Messenger RNA from Ceraceosorus guamensis, 1818 nucleotides. RefSeq names its product FAD/NAD-P-binding domain-containing protein. Gene Ontology annotation, molecular function: N,N-dimethylaniline monooxygenase activity; NADP binding; flavin adenine dinucleotide binding. NCBI's taxonomy places the organism in Eukaryota, Fungi, Basidiomycota, Exobasidiomycetes, Ceraceosorales, Ceraceosoraceae. The record is from RefSeq and is a predicted model, not a curated record. The transcript is spliced from 6 exons. Bases 1 to 1818 code for a protein of 605 amino acids.
AUGUCGGACGUGGGCGCAUCCUCAUCGCCUUUGCUCACACCUCGCAUUGCAAUCAUCGGUGGAGGUCCGAGCGGCCUAGUCACUCUCAAGACGCUCCUCUCUGGCGUUCCCUCGCAUUUCCAACCUCGUGUAAGCCUGUUCGAAGCAGAGGAGAGCAUAGGUGGAACGUUCAAGUACAGAAGCUAUCAGAAUGGACAGUUGGUCUCUUCCAAGCAAUUGACUGCCUUUUCGGAUUUCAGAUUGCCCUUGGAUGCGCCGGAUCAUCUGUCUUUGGAAGCGUACGUGCAGUACUUGGAAGAUUACACGAGUCAUUUCAAGCUGAAGCAAAAGGCGCAAAGGUUCGAAUUGGCCUCUACCAAGGGGCAAGCGGGUGUAGGGCAUGUGGUGCAGUGGAGAGGAGCGGAUGGCAAGGUGGAAGAGGACACGUUUGAUCAGAUUGCUGUAUGCGCAGGCUUGCACGUCACCCCUGCCUUUCCCGAUAUUCCCGGAUUGCCGAUUCCUCAAGUAGCAGAUUCCGAAGCUGAAGAGGCUGCCCUCACACCAGCGCAGCAAAGGAUCAAGGCGAUGCACUCUAGCAUUUACAAGGCACCGCACAUAUUCAAAGAGAAAUCCGUGCUCAUAUUGGGGACAGGAGAGACCGGCAUGGACUUGGCUUUUGCUGCUGUCAAGGGUGGCGCAAAGGAAAUUGUCAUGAGCACCAGGCAAGGCUUCCUCUCCUUUCCUGCCGUACUAGAGAACUUUACCUUUCUUGGCGUCACCUUUGAUCGUCCAACACCGAUCGACGGUUUGAUCACGAAUCUCUUCGAGACCAGUCACGUUCACCCAUGGGUCGCACGCUCACACUUGCGCUGGUUCGUGUCGGACAUGAUCAUCAAGCGGGUGCUGUGGGUCUUGACGGGCACCAUGGCAGGAUGCAAUCAAUGGGUUGGGGAAUUACCUCCUCACAGACUAGGAAGGGCCUAUUCGCAUUUGAACAAGUCCAACAAGGCCAUACCAUACCUCAACAAGGGCAACAAGAACAGACCGUGGAUCAUGGAGAAGAUCGCAAAGUAUCUGGACCCUCCGCACGUGCGCGAAGACGAACCUGGGGUGGAACUGGCUCCUUUUCCUGAAUUGGUCGACGAAGAUGGACGGAUACGCUUCCUACGAAACGAGCGCAAAGAGGAUUUCAAGAUGAGGAGCAGAACAAUCAAGCCUGAUCUGGUCAUGUUCGCAACGGGCUAUCAACAGAGCUUUCCAUUCUUCGACGAGACCUAUCCGGUACCUGCUCAAGCUACAUGUCGAGACAUUUUUUCGCACGACGAUCCUAGCAUCGCCUUUAUAGGCUACGUUCGACCUGGUGUGGGAGCUAUUCCUCCCCAGAGCGAAUUAGCAGCUCAACUGUGGACCUUGGUGAUCUCGGGACAGCUCGAGGCGCCCACUAGCAAAGCUCACUAUCACCUGCUCACCAGACCGGAGGCCAGGCUCAAGUACGGCGUGGACUACAGCUCGUACGUGAGCCAAUUGGCUAGGGAUAUGGGAUGCGAACCGCGCUUGAGGGAUCUGUACCGCGAUUACGGUCUUCAGAUUCUCUUCAUCUUUUGCUUUGCCGCCGCUUUUCCCACCCUCUAUCGCCUUGAGGGUCCUUGGAAAUCUUCCACCGCACCUCAAAUUUGUCGGACAGAGAUCUUAGAAACCAUCACUCGGAGGGGCGUCGGUGGCAACCUGAUGAUGGGCGUCAUUCCCAUGAUCUUUUACGCACUCGUCACUGGACUGGCUCAUCUCUGGACUUGCCAGAGUGGUUCACCCUUGAUGGACAGAAGCCAGCAACAAAGCUAA